This is a messenger RNA of Heteronotia binoei (common prickly gecko), 4957 nucleotides long. It is a transcript of the gene MMP24, whose product is annotated as matrix metallopeptidase 24. Gene Ontology annotation, molecular function: metalloendopeptidase activity; zinc ion binding; protein binding. Gene Ontology annotation, biological process: extracellular matrix organization; proteolysis; collagen catabolic process. Bases 133 to 4059 code for a protein of 1308 amino acids. Gene Ontology annotation, cellular component: extracellular matrix; Golgi apparatus. The transcript has 27 exons. The record is from RefSeq and is a predicted model, not a curated record. NCBI's taxonomy places the organism in Eukaryota, Metazoa, Chordata, Lepidosauria, Squamata, Gekkonidae.
AUGCCGGGAUUUGUAGUCUGAGCUCGUUGCCUGAAGCGUCAGUUCCUCAGAGUCAAAAGGGAAUGCUGGGAAGUGUAGUUUGUAUUUAACGUUGGCGUCGGCUUCUCCCUCGCUUCCACUCCAGCCUGGACCAUGGCGGUUGUGGCCAGUUCAGGCGGGCGCUCCAAGGUGGCACCCAGCGUGGAUUUCGACCACAGCUGCUCCGAUAGCGUCGAAUACCUGACUCUGAACUUCGGGCCCUUCGAGACGGUGCAUCGGUGGCGCCGCCUCCCGCCCUGCGACGAGUUCGUCGGGGCUCGCCGCAGCAAACACACCGUUGUCGCUUAUAGAGAUGCUAUCUACGUCUUCGGUGGAGAUAAUGGAAAAACAAUGUUGAAUGACCUGUUGAGGUUUGAUGUGAAGGACUGUUCUUGGUGCAGGGCUUUUACCACAGGAACCCCUCCAGCACCCAGGUAUCAUCAUUCAGCAGUGGUCUAUGGAAGCAGCAUGUUUGUAUUUGGUGGCUACACUGGAGACAUUUAUUCCAAUUCCAAUUUGAAGAAUAAAAAUGAUCUGUUUGAAUAUAAGCUUGCAACUGGUCAAUGGACUGAGUGGAAGAUUGAAGGAAGACUACCAGUUGCCCGGUCAGCCCAUGGUGCAACGGUGUACAGUGAUAAACUGUGGAUCUUUGCAGGAUAUGAUGGAAAUGCACGGUUAAAUGACAUGUGGACCAUUAGUUUACAAGACAGGGAGUUAGCUUCCUGGGAAGAGAUUAAGCAGAGUGGCGAGAUUCCUCCUUCAUGCUGUAAUUUUCCUGUCGCUGUUUGCAAAGAGAAGAUGUUUGUCUUUUCUGGCCAGAGUGGAGCAAAGAUCACCAAUAAUCUCUUUCAGUUUGAAUUCAAGGAAAAAAUUUGGACACGAAUUCCUACUGAGCACCUACUACGAGGCUCACCUCCUCCUCCACAGCGGAGAUAUGGUCACACAAUGGUUGCCUUUGAUCGCCACCUUUAUGUGUUCGGUGGGGCUGCAGACAAUACAUUGCCUAAUGAACUUCACUGCUACGAUGUGGACUCUCAGACCUGGGAAGUUAUCCACCCCAGUCCAGAUAGUGAGUUGCCAAUUGGAAGGCUUUUCCAUGCUGCAGCUGUCAUCUGUGAUGCAAUGUACAUCUUUGGUGGGACAGUGGACAAUAACAUUAGAAGUGGAGAAAUGUAUAGAUUUCAGUUUUCCUGUUAUCCAAAAUGCACUUUACAUGAUGACUAUGGAAGACUGUGGGAAAACAGACAGUUCAGUGACCUGGAGUUUAUUCUUGGUGAGAAAGAAGAAAGGGUUCAAGGGCAUAUAGCCAUUGUCACAGCUCGCUGUAAGUGGCUCAGGAAGAAAAUUACACAGGCAAGAGAGAGGUUGAAACAGAAACCUAAGCAAGAUAUUGAUGAGGAAGGACAAGAAUCACCCCAGAAAGAGAUGUCUGGCAGCAACAUUAAGCUGUGCCGCCUGCAGCCACCGCUGGAGGUAACCAUCCGAGAAGCUGAAGCUCAGCCCUUUGAGGUGCUCAUGCAGUUCUUGUACACAGACAAAAUCAAAUACCCACGCAAAGGACAUGUGCAAGAUGUACUGCUAAUUAUGGAUGUGUAUAAAUUGGCCCUUCACUUCAAGCUCUCAAGACUUGAACAGUUGUGCCUCCAGUACAUUGAGGCAUCAGUAGAUCUUCAGAAUGUGCUGGUUGUAUGUGAAAAUGCAAACAAACUUCAACUGGAUCAGCUAAAGGAACACUGCCUGAAUUUUGUGGUGAAAGAAUCCCAUUUUAAUCAGGUAAUAAUGAUGAAAGAGUUUGAACACCUUUCCUCAUCUUUGAUAGUAGAGAUAGUACGACGGAAGCAGCAGCCACCUAUUCGAACACAUUCCGAUCAGCCUCUUGAUAUUGGAACAUCAUUGAUUCAGGAUAUGAAAGCUUGUCUAGAAGGUGCUGGACUUGAGUUCUGCGAUAUAAUAUUACUCUUAGAUGGUCAGCCAAGGGCUGCUCAUAAAGCUAUUCUUGCAGCUCGCUCCAGUUACUUUGAAGCCAUGUUCCGUUCUUUUAUGCCAGAAGAUGGGCAGGUUAAUAUUUCUAUAGGAGAAAUGGUUCCAAGCAAACAAGCAUUUGAAUCUAUGCUAAGAUAUAUUUAUUAUGGUGAAGUGAAUAUGCCUCCUGAAGAUUCACUCUAUCUCUUUGCUGCCCCUUAUUAUUAUGGAUUCUACAAUAACCGUCUGCAAGCAUAUUGUAAGCAGAACCUGGAAAUGAAUGUUACUGUGGAAAAUGUACUCCAGAUUUUAGAGGCAGCUGACAAGACCCAAGCUCUGGAUAUGAAGAGACAUUGCCUGCAUAUCAUUGUUCACCAGUUCACCAAGAGCUGGUUAAAAACCUACGGUUAUCUACUUCCUUCUGACACACGAAUGUCUGCUCUGCACUCAGGAAAAGUUAUGCAGUCUGCAGUUUCCACUAUGCAGCAGUUUUAUGGCAUCCCAGUAACAGGAGUGUUGGAUCAAACUACUAUUGAGUGGAUGAAGAAGCCUCGCUGUGGUGUUCCUGAUCAUCCCCAUUUAAGCCAUAGACGGAGGAGUAAGCGAUAUGCGCUAACUGGACAAAAAUGGAGACAGAAGCAUAUCACAUACAGUGUACACAACUACACCCCUAAAGUUGGAGAGCUUGACACCAGGAAGGCCAUCCGACAAGCAUUUGAUGUUUGGCAGCGGGUGACUCCACUCACUUUUGAAGAAGUUCCUUAUCAUGAAAUCAAAAGUGACAGGAAGGAGGCAGAUAUCAUGAUAUUUUUUGCUUCUGGUUUCCAUGGUGACAGUUCUCCUUUUGAUGGAGAGGGUGGAUUCCUAGCCCAUGCUUAUUUUCCUGGACCAGGAAUAGGAGGUGAUACUCAUUUUGACUCGGAUGAGCCGUGGACACUGGGAAAUUCUAAUCAUGAUGGAAACGAUCUCUUUCUUGUUGCGGUACAUGAACUUGGGCAUGCACUAGGCCUUGAACACUCCAAUGAGCCCAGUGCUAUCAUGGCUCCUUUCUACCAAUACAUGGAAACGCACAACUUCAAGCUACCACUGGAUGACCUUCAAGGAAUUCAAAAGAUUUAUGGUCCUCCUGCUGAGCCACUGGAACCCACCAGACCUUUACCAACCCUUCCCGUCCGUAGAAUCCAUUCCACUUCAGAAAGAAAGCAUGACAGACAUUCAAGACCUCCCAGACCCCCGUUAGGAGACAGGCCAUCUGCUCCAGGCAGUAAACCCAAUAUAUGUGAUGGAAACUUCAAUACAGUAGCUCUGUUUAGAGGAGAAAUGUUUGUUUUUAAGGAUCGCUGGUUUUGGCGUCUCCGUAAUAAUCGUGUACAAGAAGGUUACCCCAUGCAGAUUGAACAGUUCUGGAAAGGGUUGCCUGCAAAGAUUGAUGCUGCCUAUGAAAGAUCUGAUGGAAAAUUUGUGUUCUUUAAGGGAGACAAGUACUGGGUUUUUAAAGAGGUGACAGCAGAGCCAGGAUACCCACACAGCCUAGUGGAGCUGGGCAACUGCCUUCCUCGUGAAGGGAUUGACACAGCUUUGAGAUGGGAACCUGUCGGCAAAACCUACUUCUUCAAAGGAGACCGAUACUGGAGGUAUAAUGAGGACAAGAGAGCAACAGAUCCGGGCUAUCCCAAACCCAUUACUGUAUGGAAAGGGAUCCCACAAGCCCCACAAGGAGCAUUUGUUAGCAAAGAAGGCUUUUAUACCUACUUUUAUAAAGGUAAGGAGUACUGGAAGUUCGAUAACCAGAGGCUGACAGUGGAACCAGGAUACCCCAGGUCAAUCCUCAAGGACUGGAUGGGUUGCAACCAAAAGGAAGUUGAACGGAGCAAAGACAGACGCCUCUCUCAUGAUGAUGUGGAUAUCAUGGUGACUAUCAACGAUGUGCCUAGCACUGUCAAUGCAAUUGCAGUUGUGAUCCCCUGCAUUUUAUCUCUGUGUAUCCUUGUCCUGGUAUACACAAUCUUCCAAUUCAAGAACAAAGAGGUCCAACAAACUGUGACCUACUACAGACGACCUGUCCAAGAAUGGGUAUGACAGGCUUAGGAGUUCAUUCAGACUUAUGUGAUGAUGACAGGCUUCAGACAGUAAAAAGGGGAAUGAAAGGAUAGCCUGCCAAACACACACACAAAUGAAAAAACUCUUGAAGAGGCUUGUAUGAGUCAGACAGAAUUCUGGGACUGAGAGAACAGAGGACAAAAAUCAAAUAUACCCAGGUGGCCUUGCACGGUGGAGCCGCUUUCCUUCAGACUGCCUCAGUGCCGUGUGUGUCUCGGUGUGACAUUUUUCACUGACCCACUCAGUGAGUGUCGGAGACCUCAAGAGGAGUUUGCUUCAACCUUUUUUCAACUCACCCAAGCAAUCUUCUUCAGUGCCCUCUUUUAAACCCAGCAUUUGCCAGUGUAGCCAACCACAUCUCAACAGUCCUGUUUUUUCUACACUUGUCUCAUAAAAAAGGUAAUUAAUUCUGUGAGAUGCAAAGGUAACACUUCAGUACCUUCUAAAGAAGACAUUCUGAGGCUGAGUCAUUCUGAAAUAUUUUAAUUUAUUACAGGAACCAGGCAAUUACCUGGAUACUGUUUUUCCAAUACCUGCUGGUCAGAUGUUUUGUACAUUCAUGGUAAUCAAUUGAUUCUCCCACUCUGCCAGAGCAGAUACAUACAUAUAAAGAGCUCUUAGGAGGUAAUUCUGUGUAGACCACAACUUCAAACAGCUCUAAAGCCAGAUCAACCCAUAACAGCACUAGGAGCAGAAAUUUCUUAAUUCAAAUAUAGUCUGCAAGACUAAGCAAUUGGGUUCAGCCAUGAGUGAUGUGAAUGCAGCCCUCAAUGCUCUUGUUUUUUAAGAACCUGUCAUGUAAUGAGUAUUUAAAUGUCAUAUUACCACUACUUUAAGUUGGCAACAAUAAAUUGUUACCAUUAUAUGAUUAACUAUA